This is a messenger RNA of Sphaeroforma arctica JP610, 2059 nucleotides long. RefSeq lists its product as hypothetical. The transcript has a single exon. NCBI's taxonomy places the organism in Eukaryota, Ichthyosporea, Ichthyophonida. The record is from RefSeq and is a predicted model, not a curated record. Bases 44 to 1981 code for a protein of 645 amino acids.
UGUCAAUCGAAAACUGUAGAAAGCAUAAACGCAUUGAGUCAGUAUGCAGCUUCAGGGAACAGUACUAGCGGCGUUAGCAUCGUAUGUUGCCGGCGCCGAACUUACGGCAAGUCCGGCUAAUUUACAGGCGAUAGUCGCAUCUGCUGCUAGUGGUGAUACGAUCAACUUAGAAGCUGGAGAGUACGCUAUUAGUGACCCUAUAGUCGUGGACAAGAAGAUCAUAGUUAAGGGUGCGGAUGCACUUUUUGUUGUUUCUGAUCUUGCUGCACCAGUUUUUGCGUUUGGCAACAUGGAAGGGUACAGUUCCACCUUGGACGGAAUUUCAGUAGGUACACCGGGUGCUGAAGCUUGUGAUCUUGCCGAACCUUAUGCGUUGCAAGCUAACUUCAGUAUCGAAAUCAUGGGAGCUACUGUGUCGAACAACAAGGUUAAUCUUAGGACUGAUGUAGGUAUUUGGCACAACGAGCGAAAGCUCAACGAUUUCUAUUUUGCCGAUUGUCACUACGCUGUCGAUCACCCGGCUAAAUUGACGGGCGGUGUUUACAAACUGCUGGGUAAUUGUCGCUCAGAACUAGACUUUAGUGUUGCUUUCGACAAAUUGGGUGGAGAUGAUGGAUGUGGAACUACAAUCGAAGAUUUUGCCACCUUCACUUCGUACCGUGCUCAGGUUGAAGCACAGUGGGAUGAGUAUGUCGAGAAGGUUGACGAUGAAAACCUUCUUCGGCUACCUGUUACUCGCGAGGGUAAUGCUGUCACGAAUCUUUUGGUACAAAUUGACACUGUGCGCAAUGUCGCAGCUACCAUCAACGCUCAAUACGAAUCCGCGGAGAUUGAGGCUGCCAUCAAUCUGGUAGAUGUAGGAUUCUUCGAUGGUUGGAAUCACUCCAAAAUUCGUCUGGAGAUUCAUUUGCCCGCCCCCUUCACUAUAAGCAACAGCGCAGGUGUUGUAGGUCGAGUUGAGGAAAGCUUCGAGGCUGAAGUGAGCGCGAUCUCAGAGUACGUCGUAGAUGAAUCUUGCAAUGGACAAGCUGUUGGUGAUGAUUGCAUUCAGAACGUCGUGUUUGAUAUUGUUGCAUGCGAUUUAACCGGCGAGUACUCGUUAAAUGAGCUCAUGAUUGCGUGCCAAGAGACGGAUGAUAAUGGCAACCCCGCAGUGUGCCCCGAUAUCCAGUCUGAUCCCGCCACUGUUAUCUUUUUUAUUGACACUAAUAAUUUCUGCGAGGUGGAGGAGUUCGAGCUAGAUGCUCUAUUCGAAUUGUCGAUUGAGGUAUUUGAUUCUGACACCUAUGAUAAUCCCGAGACUAUCUUCGACCUUGGGUCCAUGUCGUACUGGCAGAUCACUGUCGAUACUUCUCUCAGUGGAGUAUCUCUAUACAACGCUGAAGUCACAUAUGUCGAGCGAACCACCGACGGCGAUUGCUCAGGAUUCGCUGAUUAUCUCGGUGAUGUUUCCGAAGGUAACCCCGAAUUUACACAGACGUACGAUCCUGCAGCACAGACCAUUUCCAUGCCUCAUCAAGUUACAGCUCAGAUGGCCUGUGCCACCUCUGACCGUACGGGAAAUGCCAUCACCAUGAACUACACAGUUCUUGUGGAUUACGAUGACGGAUCCGCGCGUCGUCGUCGUUCUCUUGAUGGUAUGAACACACGUGAUGCUGGUGAGGUGGCUGUGGAUCAGGAAGCUGGUGUUCGCUACACCGCUGAAGACCUUGCUCAAGCCGCCGCCGUUGGUGCUGGUGCCGCUGCAGGUGCAACUGCGGCAGCUCACGAGGAGGAGAGCAACAUGAUGCUUAUCGGUGGAGCUAUCGCAGCUAUACUCUUGCUGUGCUGCUGCUGCUGCUGCUUCGUCGUUGCAGGUAUUGUAGUCAUGCGCAGACGCUCAGCAAAGAAAGAAGAGCAAAGUAUUAUCUCUCACCAGUCUGCUAUGGGAUUUUCUGACGGUGGUGCUUCCACUAUGAGUUUCGGAGGUAACAAGGUCUAGAAAUUUCUCCUAGAGAUCAAAUGCACAUAUAGAACACCAAAAUACCCAAAGAAUAUUAAACGAAUUAUCAUUACAACA